This is a messenger RNA of Sugiyamaella lignohabitans, 1605 nucleotides long. RefSeq names its product Cue3p (gene CUE3). NCBI's taxonomy places the organism in Eukaryota, Fungi, Ascomycota, Dipodascomycetes, Dipodascales, Trichomonascaceae. The record is from RefSeq and is a predicted model, not a curated record. Gene Ontology annotation, molecular function: ubiquitin binding. Bases 1 to 1605 code for a protein of 534 amino acids. The transcript has a single exon.
AUGUCGGGCACUCUGCCAGAAUUGGCACCUUACCCAACAGACCAAGUUCUGAAGAGCCUCGACAGAGCCACUUUCGACUCGGUAAUCUCCAGUUGGGCAGCUCUGAUUCAGUUCUAUGUUGUUGAUUCUGCUGGAAGAUAUCCAAACAGUCUAAGGACCUUUAUCGAAUCGUAUAUCCAUGGCUCAGCUAAAGCCAUUAAUACAACAGAUGUGAAAUCAACAAAAGUCAAUUCCAGUAAACAACAAAGAAAGGGCAAAGAAAGAGACACUAGUCACACAUCGAACCGAGAGGCGAGCUUACGGUCUGGAGUGUUCACUCUCGUCACAUCUAAACACAUUAUUCCUCGACCAACUCCUGAAUUUGUAUGGGAUUUUAUUUCUCUAUAUGGACCCAAGAAUGUUGCCAAGACCAUUCAAUAUGUAAAAUAUCUCGACAAGAGCUUCCCAGUGAUGAUUACCAAACUCAGCAAACUAGCUGUACAUACGAUAAAGAACAGCAAUAACGUCAGUAGUGAUACAAUUUUAAAGACAAUUGCUAUUCUGAUUAUUGAUCCAGAGCUUUCAACUAAGUUUCUCACUGACAACUGGUAUGCUGAAUUAUAUUCAGUCGAAUCGGACUUGGCAAUGCAGGUGAUCUCCCUAUGUCAGAACGGAGUAUCAUAUCCGGGACCUGGCGAUACAAAUAGAAAAGGAAAACAGCGAAUGACAACUGCACAAUCCCCUAGUGCGAAUCCAGAAGACAUUAGCAUGUUACUGGAUCUAUUCCCAGAUCUCAAUAUAAAGUCCGCGAACAAAGUUCUCGCCUCUCAUUCGAGUGUUGAGACGGCAACUGCUUAUCUAUUAGAAAACGAAAACGCCUUUGAUGGACUAGAAAGUGAUGAUAGCGAUGAAGACUACAGUGUUUCUGAUGCUGAUAGUGACAAAAACUCGUCUGACGAAGAAAUUAAGCGAUACCAACCUUUAGCAAACAAAAAGGCAAAUAAGCAGAUCAGACCCAGCAAUCCUGAUACAGCAGCUCUAGAAGCGACAUUGCGACUGAUAUAUGAGGCCGACGAGGAUGAGCGAGAUGAUACGUACGACGAUGCUCCACGUACCGAGGAAGAAGCUGCCAGUACAGCAGCCCUUAUGAAAAUCGAGAAGCAGCUCUGGCAGAUAUACAACAGCACACCUGACAUUUUCAAACGAGAAUCACGCAAGGCGAAACAACGACUGGAGCUUCGAAAAGUAACAGGCUGGACCGACGAACAAAUAGAAGGAUGGGCACGGAUCAUCGAGAAGAACCCGCGUCGCAAGGCCUAUCUCGAAGAGCGGUUCAUGUUCCAAGGAAACCUCCCACACAUGAGACACGCGGCACUGAAAAGAGUCCAAUCCAACGACAACGGCAGCCUAUCAACACCCGUAACAGAAGACGACACCGACCACAACGACUCGGACGAGCCAAUAUCCAGUGAACCCGCACCACAGUCACACUCCAAAACCCACCCACCCGACGCCAACCGGUCCAAGCAACAAAUCAAAAAUCAGAGACAGCGCUCCGACAAGUACAAAUCCAUCCAGCGUCAGCGCCAAAAGGACAAGCAUUCCAAGAAAAUGGGUCUAGAAUAG